GCGGCGGCGGCCGCGCGCGGACCCGACGAGGAGGGGAAAGCCGGUCGCCGCGGUGGCGGAACGGGCGGAGGCUGCCGGUUUCGUAACCGUCGCUCCUCCUCGCCGACUCGCGGGCUGCGAGGCCUGGGUCGGGUCGGGCCGCGCCGCUCGGGGCCGCUCGGAGUGGAGGCCGCCUGGGGGGCGGGCGGGCCGGCCGGAGGCGCAGGUACAUGUGAAGAUAUUUUGGCAGUUGAGUGUGACCUCUGCUGAUCACAUUGCUCUGAUUUCUACCUGUUCUGUGUUGGCAAAGGAACACGCCCAAAUGAGCAAGCUGCCGCAGCCAGCCACUACUCCAGGAGUGAACGGAAUAAGUGUCAUUCAUACUCAGGCACAUGCCAGUGGCUUACAGCAGGUUCCUCAGCUGGUGCCCGCCGGGCCUGGGGGAGGAGGCAAAGCUGUGCCUCCAAGCAAGCAAAGCAAAAAGAGUUCACCCAUGGAUCGCAAUAGUGACGAGUAUCGCCAGCGCAGAGAGCGGAACAAUAUGGCCGUGAAAAAGAGCCGAUUAAAAAGCAAGCAGAAGGCUCAAGACACACUGCAGAGAGUGAACCAGCUCAAGGAAGAGAAUGAACGGUUGGAAGCCAAAAUUAAGUUGCUGACAAAGGAAUUAAGUGUACUGAAAGAUUUGUUUCUUGAGCACGCACACAACCUCGCAGACAACGUGCAGCCCAUCAGCACUGAAACUACGACAAAUUCUGAGAACACGGGGCAGUAGAUCUCCUUCCAGACAGCGCAGCUUUGUGGCUUGAACCUGAGAGGUGUGACCACCCUGCGCAGACCACUUGGUUCAAUGGCUGAGCAUGGUCCUGUUCCAUGGAGGUUAUUUUCUAGGCUCAGCUCUGAACAGUUGAUUAGCCAUGUAGUUUAUCUGGUCUUAAAUGAUAAUGGAUUUUUGAAGCACUAAAAGAAAACUUGGGGUUUAUGGUUAAAACAGAAUUCCUGGACCUUAAUAUUCUUAAUAAAUCCUGACUUCCCCAGAAAUGCUUCUUUUCUAGGAAUGGGAAAAUGGAAGGUCAUAUAGAAGGUUUUGGGUUUUAAUGAGACAAUACCUUGGAUUAAGAAAAGCUGGAUUCCAUCUGUGUUCCUUAACUUGUGAUUUUAGUCUAAAUUGUGUAUUGUAAAUUCUAGGGCUUCAGAAACCAAUCAUCAUAAUUUGGCCCCAUUUUAUAGUUAGUAUAAACCUGUGUUAGCAUAAUUGGCAUUGUUUUUCCCAACAAGUACAUAUUUUUUAAAAAUAACUUCAGGCAAAGUAAAGAAACCCCAUUCAGGUCACACCAAAGAGGUGGUUAAAAAUACAAAUUACAGUUAGGAAGGAAAGAAGUGUUGUUUUUUCCUCCCUUGUUUGUUUUAAAGGGCAUGGAGAGAUUGGUCUACUGGAUUAGCAUUCUCAUGUGUCCUUCAAAACCAGCAUCUACUAUGUGCUGACAUUUUAGUGUCUGUGGGUGCUAGUAAAGGGAGCGUUUGUUUUGGGGGGAGAAACCAUUUUUUGACAGCCAAGUUAGUAAAUAAAAUGCCUUGGCUUGAUGAUACAGACCAUGAUUUAGAAUACUAAUUUAUGCUGGGCAUGGUGGCACAAGCUUUAGUCUGAGCACUCGGGAGGCAGAGGCAGGAAGAACUCUUGAGUUUAAGGCCAGCCUGGGCUACAGAGUGAGUUCCAGGAUAGCCAGGACUACAGAGAAACCCUGUCUCAAAAACAAAAGCAACAACAACAAAAAAAAAAACAAA
Messenger RNA from Peromyscus eremicus (cactus mouse), 1761 nucleotides. It is a transcript of the gene Cebpg, whose product is annotated as CCAAT enhancer binding protein gamma. The transcript is spliced from 2 exons. Gene Ontology annotation, molecular function: RNA polymerase II cis-regulatory region sequence-specific DNA binding; DNA-binding transcription factor activity, RNA polymerase II-specific. Gene Ontology annotation, biological process: regulation of transcription by RNA polymerase II; DNA-templated transcription. Bases 302 to 751 code for a protein of 149 amino acids. The record is from RefSeq and is a predicted model, not a curated record. NCBI's taxonomy places the organism in Eukaryota, Metazoa, Chordata, Mammalia, Rodentia, Cricetidae.